UCCCUAAUAAGUCUACCAGCUGUAUCAUUGUUACCUUAAUAUAUAUCCUAUCAAAUUGGGAGUUUUAAUUGCGGCACUGUUCACCUUGUACUCAGCGAGUUUGCUUUUGAGAAAUGUUUCCAAUCGCGGCGCUUACGGACCUAUCAGGUGUCCAUCAAUCCGCGCUUCCUUUUCGUCAUAGCCGAAGUUACACAAGAAACGACCAACGAUGGCUACAUUCGCUAAAUCCUCCUUCUCGGCCUCCUCCUAUGCCUCCUUUCGUCCAACCUACUCCCAGACCUUCUACAACACCCUCCUUCGCUACCACCAUGGCCCAACCACCACCCUGCUCGAGCUCGGCACCGGCCACGGCCUGAUCGCGCGCCGCCUCUCCCCAACAUUCAGGCACAUCGUCGCCACCGACCCCUCCCCCUCCAUGAUCGCGCAGGCACGCUCCUCCAUCGUCGACCGCCCCGAGUUCAGCAACAUCGAUUUCCGCCAGGCGUCGGCCGAGAGCCUCGACGAUAUACCGAGCGGGAGCGUCGAUGCUGUGAUCGCGGGGCAGGCGGCGCAUUGGUUUAACUUUGCGAAGGUGUGGCUGGAGCUGAGUCGCCUGGUGCGUAAGGAGGGGACGGUGGCGUUCUGGGGGUACAAGGAUCAUAUCUUUGUGGAGCAUCCGAGGGCGACGGCGAUUCUGGAUAAGUACUGUUAUGCGAUGGAGGAGGGGAUGAUGGGGCCGUAUUGGGAGCAGCCGGGGAGGAAUAAGUUGAGGGAUUUGUAUAGGGAGAUUGUGCCGCCGAUGGAGGGGUGGGAGGCGGUGGAGAGGAGGGAGUAUGAGCCUGCUACUACGGGGAAACAGAAGGGGAAGGGGGAGGUGGUGAUGGCCAAGCGGAUGACUCUGAGGGAGGUGGAGGGGUAUACGAGGACGUUCAGUGCGUUUGUCAAUUGGGCGGAGGCGAAUCCGGAUAGGAAGGCGAGGCAGGAUGGGGGGGAGGGAGAUGUGGUGGAUGACUUGUUUGAUGCCAUGGUGGCGGCGGAGCCGAAAUGGAAAGAGGCCGGCGAUAACUGGAGGGAUGUCGAGGUUGAGAUGGAGUGGGGAAGUAUAAUGCUGAUGGCGAGGAAGAAGUGAGACUGAGGGUGACACGGAGGGGUAGGGCGGGGAGGAAGAGGAGGAUGUAUAAAUGUAGAAUCGACAACUCUCCAAUCUGACCAGUAUAUACCAGAUAUAGAAGAAUAUAGUCAAGCUCGAUAAUUGUUA
Molecule: messenger RNA, 1237 nt
Organism: Pseudogymnoascus destructans
Lineage: Eukaryota; Fungi; Ascomycota; Leotiomycetes; Thelebolales; Thelebolaceae
Exons: 2
Coding region: 209-1108 (299 amino acids)
Molecular function (GO): S-adenosylmethionine-dependent methyltransferase activity
Source: RefSeq, a predicted model, not a curated record